Messenger RNA from Cylindrotheca closterium, 498 nucleotides. NCBI's taxonomy places the organism in Eukaryota, Bacillariophyta, Bacillariophyceae, Bacillariales, Bacillariaceae. The record is from the annotation of a GenBank genome assembly.
AUGGCUCGAGUCCCCAAGGAAUACGUCGAGUGCGAUCAGCACGAAAAGGCUUACCAAAAGCAAGAUGCCAUUUUUGUCGCACGAAAGCGUGCUGUCAGUGCUUCUCGCGCCAAGCCCAUGCGUUUCGUCAAGAACGUUGGUCUAGGUAUCAAGACUCCUGAUGCCGCCAUUGAAGGAAAUUUCGUCGACAAGAAGUGCCCCUUUACCGGAAAUGUUUCCAUCCGUGGAAGAAUCCUCAAGGGACAAGUCAUGUCCACCAAGAUGAAGCGAACCAUCAUUGUCCGAAGAGACUACUUGCAUUACAUCCGAAAGUACCGUCGUUACGAGAAAAGACACAAGAACAUUGCUGCUCACUGCUCUCCUGCCUUUCCUGUUAAGGACGGAGAUCUUGUCACCAUUGGUCAAUGCCGUCCUCUUUCCAAGACGGUCCGAUUCAACGUUGUCGCACAUGAACCUCAACGUGCCAUUGCCGGAAAGAAGUCCUUCCGUGUCUUUUAA